AUGGCUGCUAAGAGAAUUCAUGAUGGUUCUGAAGAAGAUCCUAAACAUCCAGAUCAGAAGAGACUGCGACGCCUUCCUUCUUUUGCAACUGUGAUUAAGGAAGUAAUGAUGGCUAAGAACAUACAGAACUUGUUUAUGGCCAUGGAACCGUUGCUUCGUACAGUGGUGCAAGAGGAGUUGGAGCGAAUACUUGUUCAAAGAACAGGUUUUAUUCAAAGGCCUUCCCAGGCUCAAAUACAAGAAAUAGAAGCAUCAAGCUUACAGCUCAUAUUCCAAAAGCAACUCUCUCUUCCUAUAUAUACAGGAAAAAAGAUUGAAACUGUAGAUGGAACUCCUCUCCAAGUACUGCUAAUAGACAGAAAAAAUGGUCUCCAGAGUCCUCUCACCCUCUCUUCACCACUAAAGCUGGAAGUAGUAGUAAUUGAUGGCUGUUUUCCUGCUGAAGGUCAAGAAAACUGGACCGGUUUAGAGUUUGAUAAGCAUAUAGUUAAGGAAAGAAAUGGGAAGAGACCAUUAAUUAUUGGAGAAACUAAUCUCACUAUGAAAGAUAACUGUUGUUGCUGCAGUAUAUUUGAGCUUAUAAUUACAGAUAAUUCAAGCUGGAUUAAGAGCAGGCAUUUUCGGAUUGGUGUAAGAGUAAUUGCAAGUAGUUAUGAAGGACCUCGGAUUAUGGAAGCCAUGACUGACCGUUUCAUGGUUAAAGAUCAUAGAGGAGAAUCAUAUAAGAAGCAUUAUCCUCCCUCUCUUACUGAUGAAGUCUGGAGACUGGAGAAGAUAGGGAAAGAUGGAACUUUUCACAAAAGACUUGCUGCUGAGUCCAUUUAUACUGUUCAAGACUUCCUUAAAUUACUCUCCGUGGAUCCCAAUCGCCUCAGAAAGAUGCUUGGAACGGGGAUGUCUGAUCGCGUGUGGGAGGUAACAGUAUCUCACGCAAGGACUUGCACUUUGGGCCAAAAUACUUAUCUGUACAGAGGAUCUCAGCUAAAUCUUCUCUUAAGCCCUAUAUGUGAACUCAAAGGAAUAGUUGCACAAAAUUCUACUUUAUCUCCUCAGCAACUCAACAAAUCCCAAAGAGAUUUUGUGCAGCAAAUGGUUCGAGAAGCAUAUGAACAUUGGGAUAUGGUGGAAGAGAAUUUUGAUGGCUUCGGAAGUGUUCAUCUAGUUGAAAAUAUGAAUAUGGCUGAGCAAAGCCAACAGUGGUACAGUGAACCUCUGCAGAACACAUUGCCGCAGUUUGAAAUUGGGGAUUUUGAUGAAAUAGAAGAAGAGGCUCAGAAUACUCUGCAGAGAGGAUAUCAGAACGAAUAA
Dendrobium catenatum is the source of this 1308-nucleotide messenger RNA. Its product is annotated as calmodulin-binding protein 60 B-like. Gene Ontology annotation, cellular component: nucleus. Bases 1 to 1308 code for a protein of 435 amino acids. Gene Ontology annotation, molecular function: DNA-binding transcription factor activity; calmodulin binding; sequence-specific DNA binding. NCBI's taxonomy places the organism in Eukaryota, Viridiplantae, Streptophyta, Magnoliopsida, Asparagales, Orchidaceae. The record is from RefSeq and is a predicted model, not a curated record. The transcript has 8 exons. Gene Ontology annotation, biological process: regulation of salicylic acid biosynthetic process.